This is a messenger RNA of Durusdinium trenchii, 1386 nucleotides long. The record is from the annotation of a GenBank genome assembly. NCBI's taxonomy places the organism in Eukaryota, Dinophyceae, Suessiales, Symbiodiniaceae.
GCAGGCACUGUGAUCAGUGAUGCUGAAGAAACUACAGUCGACUCCGAGGGAAUGGUGGAAUCUCUGAACAGCUCAAGUUUGAGUGGCUUGCAGUGUAGUGAUAUGCCAUCGGGCUUCUGUUGUGGAUUGUCUCCAAAGAAAGUCCGCAUAGAUGCUGGUGAUGACAAUUGUGCUUGUGGAGGGCCCGAAGGCAGUGGAAAGUUUGCAACCCAAGAUGACAUCGACAAGUAUUGCAAAGAGGUCAUCCAGCCGUGCAAGCAGCUGUCCCAUGUAGUUUGCUGCGACAUGUUGCCAAAGAUGAUCCGCCAUCAUGAUGGGAAGGACCAGUGCUGGUGCAGUGGUCCGCAGCCAAACAGCACCUACACCACGCAGGCGGACAUUGAUGAUUGGUGCGCUGCAGUAAUAAAGCCGUGCUCUUCAGUGUCAGAAGGUCAUUGUUGUCACAUGUACCCAAAACAAAUUCGACAGGGUACUGAAGAAAAGUGUCGGUGCAGUGGCCCAUCUCUAGGUACAAAGUUUCCUUCACAGGCACACAUUGACCAGGCAUGCAGCAAGAUCGUCAAGCCUUGCUCAGAGACCUCGCGUGCAACAUGCUGCUCCCGGUCGCCAAAGCAGAUUCGAUACAACAAUGGACGUGAUGGGUGCUGGUGUAGCGGACCAGUUGUCGGAGAGACAUACUCCACGCAGAUUCAGAUUGACCAGUGGUGCAGUAGGGUGUCAACUAUCACCACUAGCACCACCACUGCGACACCAAAGACGACAACUGUGCCCAGCACUACAAUGCAUGCAGACGUCGACUGUGACGAGGUCUCAGAGGCGAUGUGUUGUGCACUGGCACCAAAGCGGGCGCUGGUGAGACAAGCUGCUGACAGGUGUUUUUGUGCCGGCCCCGACUCCUCCAGCUUGAAGUUCAAAACGCAGGAUGCGAUCGAUGACAUGUGCGCUACUGUUGUGAGAUCAUGCACUUCAUUUCGGCAGGAGGAUUGCUGCCAAAUGGUUCCUAGAAGGUAUCUUGUGGGUGAUGAACGUGGUGUGCAGACCGCUGUUGGAGCCGGGACAACAAAGAUGUGCACAUGUGCAAGUCCACAAAAGGGCAGCCGCUACACGGAGCAACAGGCGUUCCAAGAUGGUUCGGGCGCUGGCAAGGAACAUUGUGAGAUCUCCCCUUUCUUUGUGCCACCAGCUGACGUGCCACUGAAACUUAAAUCCCAGCACUGACCAGCUUCGUCACUGUGCAGCAACAGAUAGCCGUCGGUGUGACGUAGCUUGUCAAUGGGCGGUGGUGGUGGUGGUUGUGGUUGUGGCUUUUGGUGGUUCGUGUUUGUUCGUGUCUUUACAAAAAUUCUUUCGCGUUGUCCCGCGACAACACAAGACUCCCACCAUUUC